AUGAGUAAAUUCUUUUAGGAGGAAUCCAAUUCAGAAGGGGAAAAUGAGGCUCCUAGAGGAGGCCCUGAAGUAGAUGCAGGAUAAGCAUCACAAGCAACAAGAACUAGAAUUAUCUAAGGAUUGAUAGAUUCAGAUGAUGAUGAAGGAUAGAGAGUGAUAGUCACAGAGAAGGAAAAAAGAUACACAAGAUUGAGAGAAAUCAUUAAAGAAAUCAAGAUUAAAAUCAAAAACCAGGAUUUUGUUACAUUAUUGGACAAAUUCGAAGAAUUAAACAAGGAGGUUGAAAAGAGUGCUAAAGUAUUUGAAAAAGAGGGAGGAUUGCCUAGAUUCUAUAUAAGAGUUAUGUGUUAGAUCGAAGUGUUGAUACUCUAAUUUACAGCUGAAUAAAAAAAGAAAUUGGGAGUCAAUAAUAGCAAAGCUUACAACACAUUAAAACAAAGAAUCAAAAAGCAUAACUUGACUAUUAAGGACAAAAUUGACGAAUUCAUCAAUAAUCCUGUCACUACUGAUCAGAGUGAAGAUGAGAGAAAGAAGAAAGUGAGAGCAGAAAAAAAGGCAGCUGGAUCUGAUUCUGAACCAGAAGCACAAUAGAAGGAAGAAUCAUCAGAUUCUGAGGAUGAUGAUAAAUAUUUGCUUUAAUCCAAUGAUCCAAUGGUCAGGAGAAGGUAUUGGUUAAAAAAGAAAUUACCAGAUAAAAAAGACCAAAAGGUUGAAGAGAUUUAACAAGAGAAAGUCAAUAAGAAGGUUGCUGUAGACAUCGAUUAUGAUGUUAAAUUCGAUAUUGCUUAAAAUAAAGAAAUUCAUAUUGAUUAUGAUCCUGAAGCAGUCAAGAAGAAGUUAGAGCAGAUUGUCUCAUCUAGGGGAGUUCAAAAGAAUUAAGUGGAGAAUCUUUACAUUUGUGAAAAAUACAUCUAGUAUUUCAUCAAGGAGAAUCUCCAAAGAGCUGUGGAAAUAUUGCUUAUCACAAUUUCAUUAUAGAUUGAUCAAGCAAAAUCAGAAGCACCCUUCUAUUUCAAUAGAUAAUCAUGGUUGUAAAUCUAUUAAAAUACAUUCCUCUUAUUCUCACUUCAUCAAGACAAGGGAGUCAAAGUUGAAAAGUUGCAUACCUACAGCAAAUAUGAUUAAGAAAACUCCUUCUCUGAGUUCAGAUUCAUCAGCACUCUUUUAGUCAAUUUCUAAACACUCGAGGUUGAACUAAAUAAGGCCUUCUAAAAUGUUGAUUAUUACACUUAGGAAUAUGCUGAAAGACUCAGUGAUCUAUAUUAAUUAACACAUCUAUCCCAAAAAUUGUUGGAAUUACUCAAAAUCAAGAAUGACACUGCCAACAUUGCAUUGAUGAGUUUCAAACAAUUAGAAGCCAUCUAUUACAUUGGACCUGCUGUGAUCUAAAAGUUGUUGGAAUUAUAAACUAAUAAGUAAGCAGCAACUCCACUAUAAAUCUUUGGAAAUGGUGAUAUUUCAUCCAAGAUCUAAUCUCUUGUUGAGAAUAUUCUCAAAUAUGGAGAUAAGGAAACCAUUGUAAAGGCAACACUUUAUUGGGUUUACAAUCUAGCUUUGAAUGGAAAAUAUGAGUAGGCUCAUGAAAUAUUCAUAUCCAACAUCUCAUAUGAUUAAAUCUCAUAAAUGAAAACAUUGAUUCAAUUAUAUUAUAAUAGAGCUUUGGUCUAAUUGGGAUUCGGAGCUUUCAGAUAAGGAUUAAUAUAUGAGACUCACCUCCAUUUAGCUGAUUUAUUGAGCAGAGACAAAGUUCUGAAGGAUUUACUCUCCUAAAAUUAUAUGAAAUAAGUUGAAGGAGAAUACAGGUAUACUGUCCCAUAUCAUAUGUCAAUUAAUGUUGAGACUAUUGAAUUUGUUUAUUUAUUGGCUGCCAUGUUAUUGGAAGUUCCAAACAUAAACUAAGAUCUAUUUGAGGAUUCUCAUAAAAUCAUUAGUAGAAAAUUCAGAUAACUUUGCCAAUAUUAUGAUUCAUAAACUUUCAAUCCAUAACCUGAAAAUAUGAGAGACUUGAUUUAUGCAGCAUCCAAGGAAUUGGCCAAAGGAAAUUGGACUAAAUGCUGGGAUCUCCUAAAAUAGAUUCAACUUUGGACCAGAAUUCCUUCUUAUGAGCAAGUCCAAUAGCAAUUAAAAGAAAGAGUUUAAGAAUAGGCUUUGAAGUGCUACUUGUAUACUUUCAAGAAUGCCUUUUCUAAUAUUUCCAUCAAUUACCUCAGGGAAAGAUUUUAAUUGUCUGAAUAAAUCACAAAGACUAUUGUUUAUAAGAUGAUUUAUUAUGGAGAAAUUAAAGCGAUCAUUGAUAAUUAAGAUUAAUCCUUCUUGAUUUUUGUAAAUGAUGACAUUUCUAAUUAAACCAAAAGAUUGGCUAGUGUACUUAUUGAGAAGUUAAAUCAGUAAUGUAAAAAUAAUGAAAAAUUAAUGGAUUCUAAAAUUGGAAGUUUUGGUAUUGCUGUAGACAAAGAAAGUGUAGAUCAAAUAAACAAGCAAAAGAAAAAAAAUGUUACUAAAAAUAAAAAACCUCCAAAUGCAUCAACAAAAAGAAAAUGAUAAUUUUAUUACAUUAAAUAAUCUAAAGUAUAGUAUA
This is a messenger RNA of Paramecium tetraurelia, 2578 nucleotides long. RefSeq lists its product as uncharacterized. Gene Ontology annotation, molecular function: RNA binding; translation initiation factor activity; translation initiation factor binding. Gene Ontology annotation, cellular component: eukaryotic translation initiation factor 3 complex. NCBI's taxonomy places the organism in Eukaryota, Ciliophora, Oligohymenophorea, Peniculida, Parameciidae. Gene Ontology annotation, biological process: translational initiation. The record is from RefSeq and is a predicted model, not a curated record. The transcript has 5 exons.